Molecule: messenger RNA, 2348 nt
Organism: Dipodomys spectabilis (banner-tailed kangaroo rat)
Lineage: Eukaryota; Metazoa; Chordata; Mammalia; Rodentia; Heteromyidae
Gene: Slc19a3
Product: solute carrier family 19 member 3
Exons: 6
Coding region: 75-1565 (496 amino acids)
Biological process (GO): vitamin transport; transmembrane transport
Cellular component (GO): plasma membrane
Molecular function (GO): thiamine transmembrane transporter activity
Source: RefSeq, a predicted model, not a curated record
CGGGGCGCCGGGGCACCUGGAGACCCGGAGGAGAGGCGACCCGGGCCCACCCAGCCCGGCCGUCCGGCCCGCCGAUGACCUCUCCCGGGGCCAUGGAUUGUUUCCAAACUUCACGAAGCAAUUCCUGGAUUUAUCCAACGGUGAUCCUCUGCCUAUUUGGCUUCUUCUCCAUGAUGAGGCCUUCAGAGCCAUUCUUGAUCCCGUAUCUGGCUGGACCAAGUAAAAACCUGACCAGCACCGAGAUCACGAACGAGGUCCUCCCUGUUUGGACCUACUCCUACCUGGCACUGCUCCUCCCUGUGUUCAUCCUCACGGAUUACGCCCGCUACAAGCCGGUCAUCAUCAUUCAAGGGGUGAGCUUCGUGGCCACCUGGCUGUUGCUUUUGUUUGGCCAAGGAGUGAAGGUCAUGAAGGUUACGGAGUUUGUCUUUGGGAUAGUCUCUGCCACCGAGGUAGCCUACUACUCCUACAUCUACAGCGUGGUCAGCCCGGAGCACUACCAGAAGGUGAGCGGCUACUGUCGGAGUGUCACGCUGGUGGCCUACACCGCAGCCUCGGUGCUGGCCCAGCUCUUGGUGUCCCUGGCAAACGUGUCGUACUUUUACCUCAAUGUCAUCUCCCUGGCCUCUGUCUCCAUGGCCCUCUUAGUCUCCCUUUUUCUACCGAUGCCCAAGAAGAGCAUGUUUUUCCACGCAACACCCAACAAAGAAGCUCUGGAAAAGCCAUCAGGACAGGACGCCGUCCUCGAGGGGGGUCACGGGGACCGCAAGGCACCGCACCAGGAGCCGCUCCCCACGGCCGGUUAUCAGGAGAGCAGCCAGCGGAGCAACCCGGAGCCCGGAAAGGUGGUCUUGAGAAGCCUGACGCAGUGGUUCCAGGAUCUGAAGGAAUGCUACUCCUCCAAGCGCCUUUUCUACUGGUCCCUGUGGUGGGCUCUGUCCACAGCGGGUUUUAACCAGAUUUUGAACUAUGUUCAACUCCUGUGGGAUGACAAGGCCCCAUCUCACAACUCUUCCAUCUACAACGGGGCGGUGGAAGCUAUCGCCACGUUUGGAGGUUCCGUGGCUGCCUUCGCAGUGGGGUACCUGGACGUCAACUGGGAUCUCCUGGGAGAGCUGGCUCUGGCCACCUUCUCAGUUGUCAACGCAGGCGCUCUGUUUCUCAUGCAUUACACACUCAGCAUCUGGCUGUGCUAUGUCGGCUAUUUGGUAUUCAAGUCCAGCUACAUGCUUCUUAUAACCAUUGCUGUAUUUCAGAUUGCCAUCAACCUCAGUGUGGAACGCUAUGCCCUGGUGUUUGGAAUAAACACCUUUCUCGCCUUGGUGAUUCAAACCAUCAUGACUGUGAUUGUAGUCGACCAGAGAGGGCUCAACCUGCCUGUUGGCACUCAGUUUUUAGUUUACGGGAGUUAUUUUGCCGUCAUCGCUGGCAUUUUCCUGAUGAGGAGCAUGUACGUUCUCUACACCGCCAGACGGCAAAAGGAAGCCCAAAGCCUGGCCACAGCUCAGAGCCCCGCUGAGCCGCACUCAAAGGAGUCCAGUCACACCUUGUCCACGAAGCUCUGACCCAGCCCCGUCAAGCACAGUGCUUUGCGGAGUCAUGGGAUGGGAGGGCAAGACCUGAGACGGACAGCGUGACCUGCUCACUCUGCAAGUCGUUUCCAAUGACCUUCGCAAAGCCACAACCAAACAUCUGCCCUCAACCUGAUGGCUGUGUACCCACCAGAGGAGUCACUAGGGCCCAUCUCAUUUAAACGACCCACGUGGGGACCCCCACAAACAACGGUUGGCUGGAAAAUUCUAGUUCUGAUCACUUAAAAGAACAAGCAAAUAGCAAAGACAACCACCCACCAGCCAACGCCAGCCAUGCUGCAGUUCUGUUCUCUACUAGUGAACAGAGGAUGUUCUAGGAUCUAUAUAGGCUUUAUCACGAGUGCCACCCCUCUUACUCUUCUGGUGGGUGUGUUCCCACUGCAGCUCACAGUUCCCUGAGAGGAUGGCAAGCUUUGGCCCCAUUUCCUGGGGUCCCUUUCAUCCUAAUUGCACUGUUAGAUGCCAAGCUAUGAUUUGAUCAUCUGAUCGCGUUUUGGGGGGAAAGCUUUUCACCCUUUACUGUGGUGUUGAAACUCUACUUCAGGAAUGGCUCCAGGUGCUCCUGUGUAUCUGUCAUUCACACCCUGGUGGACUGAGAGAGGCCGUGGGCUUCUCCCCUCCGUGGCCCCAAAGGGGCAUUGGAACGCUGUGUCUGUCUGAUAUCUUAAAAAACAAACAAACAACACUGUAGAAGGUAUUUCCAGAAUGUUUAACAGUGUUUAUGAAAAAACACAGGAUUAAAUCCGGUUUUUGGGU